AAGUCAUUUAUAUUAAUAAAGUUAUGCCAAAAAUCAAUGCAAAUAUUUUUUUAAUUUGCAUUUAAAUUAUGUUUUUUUUUAUUUUAAAUGACAACUCAUUGAUUGAUUGAUUCAAAUCAAUACAAACAACAAAAUGUGUCUUAAAUUGUGUUAACAAUUAUAAGUCACUAUAAAAUCAAUAGUCAUUUACGGGUAGAGAGACUGAGAUCGUCGUCAUCGUUGUCGGGAAAACAAUAUCCAGUGGCCAAAAACAACAAUGCAUUUAACGGGUUUAUGGCUACCAUUGACUGCCGUAUUGAUCGGCUGUUUGGUGGCGGCGGCGGUCGUCGAUGCCUACGAUCCGUACGACGUGUUGGGCGUCAAACGGUCGGCAUCGGUGUCGGAGAUCAAACGGUCGUAUAAGUCGUUGGUCAGAGUGCUACAUCCGGACAAAAGCACGGACGCCGACGCCGAGACCAAGUUUAUUGAACUCAACAAAGCUUACGAAUUACUCAUGGAUCCCGAGCGCCGUCGCCAAUUUGACCGGACAGGUGCUACAGAGGACGCACCCAACUUUCGUCACGAACCCGAUUACAGCGGAUUCAAACGGUUUGAUUUUGAUCCGUUUGAUACGUUCACAUUUACGACCAGUUCGGGUCAGUAUCACUUCAACUUUAACGGCGCCAAUGUCUUCCGUAAGAUGACGAUUACCACCAGAGCCUACGAGAACAACAUACUGAUGUCUAGUCACAGCCGACCCUUUCUUAUACUCUUUUACGGUGACCUAUGUUUUGCUUGUCUCAAAAUGGAGCACUUGUGGCAAAAAAUGGUCACCGAUUUGGAACCGUUGGGCGUCGGCUUUGCUACCAUUCAUUCGCAACACGAAAGCAAAUUGGCCCGAAAGUUGGGCGUCGAGACAUUGCCGUACAUCAUAUCGGUGGUCGAGGGAGAGAAACGUGUUUACAGAGAGUCGGAGAUCAGUUUGGCUAAGAUUGUCGAAUUUAUUCGCAAUUCGCUACCUCAACAACUAGUCGAAGAAGUCGAUGACAAUAAUUAUCUGAAAUUUCUGAACGGAUGGCACGAUAACAGAGUGCGAACGCUGUUUAUUACUGAAGAGUCAAAUAUUAAACUGCGGUACCAAUUGGUAGCCUUCGAGUUCAGAGAUCGUAUUGCUUUUGCUCACGUGACGUCCGGCCAGCAGUCAAUGCAGAUAUUGACCCGCUAUCGGGUCGAUCACAAAAUGAAUUCAAUGCUCAUAUUCAAUGAGGACAUUACCCGUACAACGGCCACACUGUCGCUGUCCGAACUGAAGCCGCAACUCAUGCGCGAUGUUCUCGAGUCAAAUAAGUUUUUACUAUUACCGCGAUUGGCAUCACAGUCAAUGUUCGAUCAGUUAUGUCCCGCCGAAAGUGUCCGCUCUAGACGUCGAUUAUGUAUAGUAUUGGUCACUAACAAUAUGCCCGAACACGAGGCUAAACGUGAAGCUAUGCGACAAUUUAUGCGCGAAAAUAAUUACCCGAAAGAACGGUUUCGAUUCAUGUAUCUGUUUGAAGAAAAACAGCCCGAAUUUGUUAAGGCACUGACCAUCGGAUCAAAUACACCGCAAAUUACAUCACUUCAAGUAGUGGUUCUUUGGCGCCGACAGAUGGAUCACGUUUUCUUUGAAUGGCUUCCGAACGGCUGGGAUUUCAGUGACGAGCGGAACGAAAACGAGACAAAAGUGCGAUUAAAUAAUUUAUUAAAUAAAUUGACUAAAAAUACCGAAGACUUCACAAAUAACGCCAAAGUUAUGGCACUAAUCGAUGAGUCGGCGCGCGGACUCUUCGGCCGAAUUGUCAAAAAGAUAUUGAUUAUCACCGAUAAUAUCAGUGAUAACAUUACCCGUCGUGAAGUAUUGCCCGCCAUCUCUAUCGUAUUAUCCGUUUGUUUCAUAGUAUUUAUCGGCUAUAUUAUGGCUUAUUUAGUUCGUAUUGAAGAAGAGACCAUCAAAGAAAAGUAUAAACGACUGGGAAAACCAAUGCCUGGAGUAUCGCAACCAAAAAAUGAUUGUAAACUAUUGAUUCAUGAGUUACGCGGCGAAACAUAUAACGGAUUGAUUAGACUAUUAAAGCCCGGCUGUCGGACACUUGUCCUACUAGUGGACGAAACAUCGAAACCAAAACUGUUGGCCCAAUUCAAGAAAGCAGUCUAUCCUUACAGAAAAAACAAGACAUUGAUGUUUGCCUUUUUAAUGGUUGACAAAAACCGUGAUUGGUACGCCAAUCUGCUAAUGCAGGCACUGGGCAAACAUCGGGCCCUACAAAUCAAUCCUAAAAACUGUAUCGGAACUAUUGUAUCAAUAAAUGGUUUUAGAAAAUACUUUUGCGUCUAUCAUGCAAAACACCCGGAGAGACGAAAGCCACACGAGUCAACUUCUGGCGCUUUUAUUGGAUUCAGUGAUGAUUCGAGUGGUACGGACACCGAUGUCGAAGCCGGCGAUACUAAACUAAUUGAUCGACAAACGGGUGAUAUGGAUGACGAAAUUGUUUUCGAGGAACACCUAUUAGAUGGUCUGUCCAAUUGGUUGGAUCGGCUGUUCGAGGGUUCCACACAGCGCUAUCACAUACAGUAUUGGCCCGAAAAAAUGAAAUAUUAAUUUAUUUAUUAUUAAUUAACGAAACAUUUUAACUAUACUUAAAAAAAAAACAUUUUACAUCGAUUUUAGCAACUGUUUUAUUAAUUAAUACUUAAUC
This is a messenger RNA of Oppia nitens, 2711 nucleotides long. It is a transcript of the gene l(3)80Fg, whose product is annotated as dnaJ homolog subfamily C member 16-like. The record is from RefSeq and is a predicted model, not a curated record. Lineage: Eukaryota; Metazoa; Arthropoda; Arachnida; Sarcoptiformes; Oppiidae. The transcript is spliced from 9 exons. The coding region runs from base 257 to 2614 and encodes 785 amino acids.